This is a messenger RNA of Pieris macdunnoughi, 1377 nucleotides long. NCBI's taxonomy places the organism in Eukaryota, Metazoa, Arthropoda, Insecta, Lepidoptera, Pieridae. The record is from the annotation of a GenBank genome assembly.
AUGAAUGGACGAUUCAUAUUGCGUUCCGUGUAUUGUAUGUUUACACAGAAACAAUAUGUAGGACGCUCUUUUUCACCAGGUUAUAGAGUAUGUGUUAGUUUAAUCAGUAAAGAUUUACGAAAUUUUUCUACUAAAACAAUUCCUGAUAUUGUCGAAAAAAAACAUUGUAAUGUUGGAACAAUAGGACAUGUCGACCAUGGAAAAACUUCAUUGACUGCAGCAAUAACAAAGGUUUUGUCAAAAGAAGGCACCGCAAAGUAUAUUUCUUACGAUGAAAUUGAUAAGGCCCCAGAGGAAAGAGCAAGGGGUAUUACUAUUAAUGCAGCACAUGUGGGUUAUAGUACUAAAAAACGUCACUAUGCUCACACUGAUUGCCCUGGACAUGCAGAUUACAUUAGGAACAUGAUAUCAGGAACUUCACAAAUGGAUGCAGCCAUAUUAGUUGUGGCUGCCAAUGAUGGUCCGAUGCCACAGACACGCGAACAUUUAUUACUUGCUAAACAAGUCGGUGUUCAAUAUAUUAUAGUGUUCAUUAACAAAGUUGAUUUGGUAGACGAUGAGGUAUUAGAGCUAGUAGAAUUGGAGAUGAGAGAUAUGAUAACUGACUUUGGUUAUGAUGGAAGUAAUGUACCUGUUGUCAAAGGGUCAGCCCUGAAAGCACUAAAUGAUGACAUGUCUGAAAUUGGAGUACCCUCUAUUCACAAACUUCUUGAUACCAUAGAUAACUAUGUGCCAACCAUAGUGAGAGAUCUAAAGUCGCCAUUCCUAAUGCCCAUAGACAAGGCUUUUACAGUCCCUGGUAGAGGGACUGUAGUAGUUGGUACAAUUAAAAGGGGUAUCAUGAGGAAAAAUGAUCAAGCGCAUUUGAUGGGAUUUGGAAUGAGUGUAAAAACAUCUCUCUCUGAUAUUCAGAUUUUUAAAAACUCUGUUACAGAGGCGUUAGCAGGUGACAAUGUGGGUGUAUUAUUACGUGGUUUAAAACUCCGUGCCGUCGAGACUGGGAUGUUGUUAUGUGCCCUGGAUAGUGCUUCUAUGAGUAAUCAUUUCAAAGCGAAAAUUUAUUUCCUCUCCCGAAGUGAAGGCGGAAGGAAGAAACCGGUCUUUUCCAAAUAUUCGCAGCAAAUGUUUAGUGGCACUUGGAACAUUGCUUGUCGGAUUGAUUUAGAGCCAACAAUGCAAAUGCUUAUGCCUGGUGACCAUGCAGAGGUGUAUCUUACCCUUCUAGAAGGCAUGGUCAUGGUUACUGGGCAACCAUUCACGGUCAGAGAGAACAAUGUGACUGUCGCCACAGGGAUUAUUACACAGACAUUAAAUAGCGUUGACGUACCAAGUGGCAAGCUGGGCAAAGUUCAACUCGCGCUUAGUGAAGAAAAGUGA